Molecule: messenger RNA, 400 nt
Organism: Aspergillus aculeatinus CBS 121060
Lineage: Eukaryota; Fungi; Ascomycota; Eurotiomycetes; Eurotiales; Aspergillaceae
Exons: 1
Coding region: 88-294 (68 amino acids)
Source: RefSeq, a predicted model, not a curated record
CUGCAGACCAGAGGCUGCAGUCCACUUGGUUCGGCCCUACCCAGCUAGGCCUUGCACACCCCCUUCGCGUCAAGUCCCUCCUCACCCAUGCAAGACUGUCUCCUCAAGUCUGCCUUGCCUGACGAGGCGUCGGUUUUCUUGCUUCUAUCUCACUCUUCUGUGCCUCAUGCGGCGGAUGCUGUACUCCAAUUGUCAUAUGGCAAUCUAGUCGUCAUUACUUUCAGCCGCUUUUUGUCGUGCGCCACUAUUGCGAUCGCACAGCAGCGUUGCUACCGGGUCACUUUGACUCUCUAAUUUUUUUUAUAUAAUUCUUCUCACUGUCACAGCUCAGUCACACCUCACGCAUUGUUCAGUCACUUGUUGAUCGUCCUUGGCUUUGAUCAAGACGCUGUGAAAGAUA